AUGCACACUACCACCGGCAUCCUCGCUCUGCUCUCUCUCAGCGCCUUCAGCUCCGCCGUCAUCGUCGACCUAUUCUCCGACACCAACCGCAAGAUCACGGCCGGGAGCCGAAACGUAUGGGACAACUCCUGCGCGCCGCUCGGAGGCUUCCAGUCCCUCCACAUCACUGGGUCUGGAGGAAGUGGACAGCAACUGAGUGCUUACAGCAAGAACUACUGCGCCGAUAAGGUCACUGCUUGUGUGGGUGUGAGUGCAACUGGAGACUGCCAGCGGGUGACCAAUGACAAUGGUGGGAGUAAUGCAAUGGGUCCUAGCUCUGUUUGCAGUGCGCUCUAG
Messenger RNA from Didymella exigua CBS 183.55, 336 nucleotides. RefSeq lists its product as uncharacterized. NCBI's taxonomy places the organism in Eukaryota, Fungi, Ascomycota, Dothideomycetes, Pleosporales, Didymellaceae. The transcript is spliced from 2 exons. The record is from RefSeq and is a predicted model, not a curated record. Bases 1 to 336 code for a protein of 111 amino acids.